This is a messenger RNA of Cercocebus atys (sooty mangabey), 2746 nucleotides long. It is a transcript of the gene LIX1L, whose product is annotated as Lix1 homolog (chicken) like. The transcript is spliced from 6 exons. Gene Ontology annotation, biological process: autophagosome maturation. The record is from RefSeq and is a predicted model, not a curated record. Bases 1417 to 2430 code for a protein of 337 amino acids. NCBI's taxonomy places the organism in Eukaryota, Metazoa, Chordata, Mammalia, Primates, Cercopithecidae. Gene Ontology annotation, cellular component: cytoplasm.
UACUUAGCCGUUCCAGCCACCUUCUUUCCAAGAAACCAACUUUUCUAUAGAGAAAAGGCAAGUGUCCUGUGUCCUAAAGGUUUUAAGGCAUUCGACAGGAUUUCAUUUCCUCCAGUUUCCUCUAUGUCCAACCUUGAAUAAAGAUUCCUACAAAGAGUUCCUCCCUCCAUCAUCAGCAGAUAUAUCCCAGUAGAUUAACUGUCUCUUUUUCAAACUUCCUAUUUCUUGACCACUCACAGUUUUUAGUCAGGGUCUAAUUUUCAUUUCACCAAGUGUGUUUCUUCUAUUUUCUUCUACUUCUGGCCUCUAUUUCCCCAUCUUUGAUUUCUGAGCCACUGUAGGAGAGAUGGCGGGAAGCAGUUAAUAUAAUCUCACCUAAGUAAAAAUGGCCCAGUGACCACAUGAUAAAGGGUAUGUAGAGUGUGUGUGUGUGCGCAUGUGUGCAAGUGUGUGUGUGUGUGUGCAAAGUAAUCAGAGGAACCAAGUCUGACAUGUUAUACCAACAAGAGUAAUUUUCUUAAUUCCCCCAACUGGACUUCUCAGUUUUCUAAUUUUCUGCAUGUAUCCUAACUCUUUCUCACUCUAAUGGAAGGCAAAAAGACUUGCCCAUCCCACUCUCUCUUAUUCCCUUCCCCUACUUAGAAUAAGUGAAAUCAGAAAUUUACCCAACAAUGUGGCAUAGUAAAAAGAUAAAAAAUAUUGGGAAUCAGAACACCUAUGCUUAAACUCUGAAUUCCACUUUGCCAUCUCUUAGCUAUUUAAUUUUGGGCAAUUUAUCUAGCCUCCCUCAGCAUCUGUUUCCUUAUCCCUAAAAUAAUAAAAUCUAGUGAUUGUGAUUGUAAAGAAGACAUGCAUUACAGUACAUUGCAUAGUUUAUGUUCAUUAAAUGUCAGUAUCUUUCUUGCCUUAGCUCCACCACCAAUUGCAUGUGAUGUUGGACAAGUCAAAUUACUUCUCUGAGCCACAAUUUCCUCACCUACAAUCUGUAAAAUGAAAUGGUAGGACAAAAUGAUCUCUACUCUGUCUGCAAUUCUCCCCAGUCUUGCAUCUAGGCCCAUUUUUUUCUUCAAGCCCCGCCCCAGGAUUCUGGCCCGCUUUCUAGUGCUUGCCACAGGACUCCCAAAGACGCGCCCAAGCUACGCGUCUGCCUUUCAGAGGAUGCGCUUUUCCUCUUUGCAAUUGGUUCUCAGAAUCUCCACCCUCCUCAACAAUUUGCCUAUGGCGGAGUAGUAGCCCUCUAGCUCCCGCCCCGUCACUGGUGAUUGGCAUGGGACCUAGCUCGUCCCCGCCCCCACUUGACUGAAGGUUCGGCCCUGGCGCCGCCCUCAGUCCCCAGGCGCUAGCUGACUGGGGUGGUUGGGACCGUUAGCUCGGCAGGCUGGCAGGCUCCGGGGCGCUACUCCAUUGGCGGCCGGGAUGGAGACGAUGCGAGCGCAGCGGCUGCAGCCUGGUGUGGGCACCAGCGGGAGGGGCACUCUCCGAGCACUGCGGCCCGGAGUGACUGGGGCUGCGGCUGCAGCCGCCACACCCCCUGCGGGCCCCCCGCCUGCCCCGCCGCCUCCCGCACCGCCCCCGCCGCCGCUGCUCAUGUCUGGGGCCCCAGGACUGCCCCUGUCCCCCGGCGCCGCCGGCAGCCCGGCAGUGCUGCGAGAGGCCGUGGAGGCCGUAGUGAGGAGCUUCGCCAAGCACACGCAGGGCUAUGGCCGAGUGAAUGUGGUGGAGGCACUUCAGGAAUUCUGGCAGAUGAAGCAGUCCCGUGGUGCUGACUUAAAGAAUGGGGCUCUAGUGGUUUAUGAGAUGGUUCCCUCCAACAGCCCUCCUUAUGUCUGCUAUGUCACGCUGCCUGGGGGAAGUUGCUUUGGGAGUUUCCAGUUUUGCCCCACAAAAGCUGAGGCCCGGAGGAGUGCUGCAAAGAUUGCGCUAAUGAAUUCUGUGUUUAAUGAACAUCCUUCCCGAAGAAUCACUGAUGAGUUCAUCGAGAAGAGUGUCUCUGAGGCCCUGGCAUCUUUCAAUGGCAACAGGGAGGAAGCUGACAACCCAAAUACAGGGAUUGGUGCCUUCCGAUUCAUGCUGGAAUCCAACAAGGGCAAAUCAAUGUUGGAGUUCCAGGAGCUAAUGACAGUUUUUCAACUGCUACACUGGAAUGGCAGCCUUAAGGCCAUGAGGGAACGACAAUGCUCUCGGCAGGAGGUGUUGGCUCAUUACUCGCACCGGGCUCUGGAUGAUGAUAUUCGCCACCAAAUGGCCUUGGACUGGGUGAGCCGGGAGCAGAGUGUGCCAGGGGCACUGUCUAGAGAGCUGGCCUCUACUGAGCGGGAGCUGGAUGAAGCCCGACUGGCAGGCAAGGAGCUGCGCUUCCACAAGGAGAAGAAAGAUAUUCUCGUGCUGGCUGCUGGGCAGUUGGGCAAUAUGCAUUCUUCCAACUGCUAGGCAUCCACCCACAUACUCCCCAGCCUUUCCACAGCCUUUUUUGUAUGUCUCCUUUCUAAGAUUUAGAAUGAUUUUUUGUACAUACUUUCUCAAUUUUAUACUUAAAAAAUAUAUAUAUAUAUGUGUAUAGAUUCUACACCUAGAUUCCUAUUUGCUAAGAGAUCCCUUUUCUUACUUCCAGUUUUUGGAUGUAGUUUUAUUUGAAACAUCUUCAGUCCACUUUACAAGAAAGAGCACGUUGUCUUUGAAGCUUUGUUAGCUCUUAAACUUUCAGAUUAACUGUGUAGUCAUUUCAGUAGCACUAAAAGAUUAACUC